AUGAGGACGGCGCAGUUCAGUGUCUCGGACGAGAUGAUCGGGACAAGGUGGCCGUCUGUCACCCGAAACAGCAUACGACCGACGAGAAUGAUUCCUCGAUCCUGGGAGAUCUCAAGCCACAGGGCGGCGGAGGAACGAUGCACUAACGGAGGGGUCCUGAAGAUGCCGGAUCACACCACUGGUGGCAUUGCAGCAGACCCUGGGAACCCGGCUUCCGGCCCGCCAGGCGAGACCAUUGAGGACUUGCUGGACGAGGCUAUUUUCUCCACGCCUGAGCCGGGAAAUUUACUAGCGUCCGCGCUGGGCCAGUGGUAG
This is a messenger RNA of Aspergillus sclerotioniger CBS 115572, 315 nucleotides long. RefSeq lists its product as uncharacterized. The transcript has a single exon. The coding region runs from base 1 to 315 and encodes 104 amino acids. NCBI's taxonomy places the organism in Eukaryota, Fungi, Ascomycota, Eurotiomycetes, Eurotiales, Aspergillaceae. The record is from RefSeq and is a predicted model, not a curated record.